Microthlaspi erraticum is the source of this 1470-nucleotide messenger RNA. NCBI's taxonomy places the organism in Eukaryota, Viridiplantae, Streptophyta, Magnoliopsida, Brassicales, Brassicaceae. The record is from the annotation of a GenBank genome assembly.
AUGAAGAUUACAAAACCACACGCGGCCAUGUUCGCCAGCCCAGGAAUGGGCCACGUCAUCCCGGUGAUCGAACUCGGAAAACGCUUAGCUGGAUCUCACGGCUUCCACGUCACCAUCUUCGUCCUCGAAGCCGACGCAGCCUCCGCUCAGUCCCAAUUCCUCAACUCACCUGGCUCCGACGGGAACCUUGUUGACGUCAUCGGACUCCCCACGCCGGACAUCACAGGGUUAGUGGACCCGUCAGCCUUUGUCGGCGUCAAGCUCUUAGUCAUGAUGCGUGAGACCAUUCCCACCCUCCGGUCAAAGAUCGCUGAGAUGGAGCACAAACCAACGGCUCUGAUCGUAGACGUGAUUGGCUUGGACGCGUUAAAGCUCGGUGAAGAGUUCAACAUGCUGACUUAUGUCUUCAUCGCCUCAAACGCGCGUUUUCUCGCGGUGGUUAUGUAUUUCCCAACGCUGGACAAAGACGUCGAAGAAGAGCACAUAGUCAAGAAGCAACCAUUAGCUAUACCGGGAUGCGAACCGCUUCGGUUUGAGGACACCCUUGAACCAUACCUUGACCCGAACGGCCAGACGUACCGGGAAUGUAUUCCUCUCGGUUUACUAUACCCGACGGCUGAUGGCUACAUUGUGAAUACUUGGGAUGAUAUGGAGUCCAAGACUUUGAAAUCUCUUCAAGAUCCUAAUCUCUUGGGUAAGAUCGCUCGUGUACCGGUUUAUCCAAUUGGUCCUUUGAGCAGACCGGUCGAUCCAUCGAAAACUAAUCAUCCGGUUUUGGAUUGGUUAAACAAACAACCGGACGAGUCGGUGCUUUACGUAUCAUUCGGAAGCGGCGGCUCUCUCUCGGCUAAGCAGCUAACGGAAUUGGCUUGGGGGCUCGAGCUGAGUCAGCAACGGUUCGUUUGGGUGGUCCGACCGCCUGUAGACGGUCCAGCUAGCAGCGAGUAUUUCACGGUUAACAACGGGGAAAGACGAAACUGUACGUCGGAUUAUCUACCGGAAGAUUUCGCUAGCCGGACUCACGAGAGAGGCAUGGUCGUCCCUACGUGGGCCCCGCAAGCUGAGAUCCUGGCCCACAAGGCCGUUGGAGGGUUUCUGACCCACUGCGGUUGGAACUCGAUUCUUGAGAGUGUUGUCAACGGUGUUCCGAUGAUCGCCUGGCCGCUUUUCGCCGAUCAGAAGAUGAAUGCGACGCUGCUCAACGAGGAGCUUGGAAUUGCCGUCCGGUCUAAGAAAUUACCGUCGGAGGGAGUGAUUUGUAGGGAGGAGAUAGAGGCAUUGGUGAGAAGGAUAAUGGUGGAGGAGGAAGGUUGUGUGAUGAGAGACAAGGUGAAGAAGCUGAAAGACACGGCGGCGGAGUCGGUGAGUUGCGACGGUGGAAGUGGAACGGCACACAAGUCUCUGUCGAGAGUCGCCGACGAGUGCGAGCGUCAUUUAGAGCGCGUCAAAGGAAAGGCACGUGGUUCCUAA